GGUUGCUUCAAUCUAUGAAACCGCCCAUCCGCACGCUCCGCUCCAGCUCCUCAACUCGUUGAACAAGACGUCAAGCUUUCAAGCUUCGAGGGGAUCACCACGUGUUUGAAUCAAAUCAGGUCAAAGUGACCGUUGAACCACAACCUUUGUUCAACAAGAUGCCGGUCUAGCAAAACGUCUAAUCAUACUAAAUCUUUAAUCAUUCUGACAUUCAUUCCUGCAGUUUUUAUCGCGCCCACAUUUACAUAUACAUAUCAUCAUACAGAUCCUCAAGAUGCGCUCACACGGCGCGGUCAGACCAGAUCUUCUUCCGCUUGAUUGCAACCUGCCAGAACCUAUGGUCUUUCAUAUGUAAUACGGGUGUCAUACAUCAAGAACCACGUUCAAUAGCCUAUGCCCUGGAGCAUCUUUCAAGGUUCGUCCCGUUCAUCGCCAAUUUGCGGAUGCAUUCUUGGACCGAGACUUGUAAUAGGCCAUGUUCUCAUGAUAUUCCGAUCUAUCGCACAACAUCAUGCCCACCAAGAACCCCGUCUUACCCAAUACCGUCAGUCGCUUUGGUCCUUCUUUCACCAUGCAUGUUUGGUCGUUAUCUUUGUAUAUCCCAUUCUUGCUGAAACUAUUCAACAUAUCUCAUAUGAUGGCCACGUCAGAGCUGUCUGGAUCGAUUGAAAUCCGUUUUAGGGAUAGGACAAGAACGAUGAUGAGAACCGGUCGGAGCCGGCAAGGGCAAAUCGAUGAGAUGGGCGUUGUUUGUGAAAUGGUUCCCUGAUGCCACAUGCAGCGCAUGAUUUGCCAGUACUAGAGUUGACUUUCCCUGGCGAACGGUAUCACUGCUCCACCGGCCAUUGAGUUCAAAGCACCAAGUCUGGCCGCUUCAUAGCCAACAGCACUUACUUCCUACGUUCUAGAAUGUACCGGGGCCUUGAUUAAUGCAGCCGAAUGCAGGGAUGCC
This is a messenger RNA of Suillus discolor, 952 nucleotides long. RefSeq lists its product as uncharacterized. Bases 394 to 669 code for a protein of 91 amino acids. NCBI's taxonomy places the organism in Eukaryota, Fungi, Basidiomycota, Agaricomycetes, Boletales, Suillaceae. The transcript has a single exon. The record is from RefSeq and is a predicted model, not a curated record.